Rotaria sp. Silwood2 is the source of this 453-nucleotide messenger RNA. The record is from the annotation of a GenBank genome assembly. NCBI's taxonomy places the organism in Eukaryota, Metazoa, Rotifera, Eurotatoria, Philodinida, Philodinidae.
AUGUCCUCAUGGUCAUUAUUUCGUAUAGUUUGUUUAUUUCAUGCUUUUAUUGAUGUUUUCAUGGGUUCAUUUAUGGUGCUCAGUGUAAACACUCUUGCUCGUUUGACACAUGGUGAAGAGGUAACAGAAAAAUUGCAUUUAACCGAUGAAGAUGAAAAAUCUCAACUUAUACACACAUCUGAAUCGCUUGUUGGUAUGAUGCUUAUCUUCAUUGCUAUUCUUCUUUAUAUGAUAUCUCACCUUGAACAAAUAGAAUUUCAAAGAUAUUUUUCCAAAGGUUGUAUUUUAAUACAUUUAUUAUUAGCUACAUGGAGAAUAUUUGUCGAAUCUCGAGUUCAAGCGCUACAAAAGGAUUUGAAAGGACAAAUUUUUACUGAUUUAAUCUUUGCUGCUAUCUGGAUGACAGUUCUUAUUUUCAAUCGGCAUCAAUUGAAUACAAUGAAAGAUAAAUAG